Molecule: messenger RNA, 2819 nt
Organism: Thunnus maccoyii (southern bluefin tuna)
Lineage: Eukaryota; Metazoa; Chordata; Actinopteri; Scombriformes; Scombridae
Gene: ccdc125
Product: coiled-coil domain containing 125
Exons: 12
Coding region: 262-1653 (463 amino acids)
Biological process (GO): negative regulation of cell motility; negative regulation of Rho protein signal transduction
Cellular component (GO): cytoplasm
Source: RefSeq, a predicted model, not a curated record
UUUCUUUUUAACUUUAUGGGCGGAAGUAACUUAGUGUGUAUAUCGCGUGCAGCUUGGAGGCACCUAGCCGAGUUUGUAGUGAUAAAUGUGGUGAAUUCCUAGCUCUAACUUAGUAGGUAACACUUAACAGAUUACUAAACUUCCGUUCUUUCUGUUUCUGCGUGUCGGUGGAGGCUGUACUGAUCGAAGGAAAGGUUAUCAUAUCAUAAAGGUUAUCGCUUCAAAGUUGCAGGGUUUGGCCUGGUGCAGAAGCAGGAGGUCAUGGAGGCUAGCAGCCUGGAUGAUGACAUGGUGGAUGGAGACCUGGGUGACGGGAUGGGAGUCAGAGCAGCACCCAGCUCCACCAGGAAGAAGAGCCAAAGCUCCACCGGGGUGACAGGAACCUUGCUGCCCGGAGCAGAGCUGCUUAGGCGCAGCAGCCAGGGAGAGGAGGCUGCUUGGAUCCCCAGACUGAAGAUUGCAGAGAGGCAGCAAAGAACCAACUGGAAGCUGCAAUGCACCACAGGCUCCCUGGUCAACAUGUCCAAAGACGAGCUGAAAGACAGACUACAGGAAGCAAGUGAGGUGAUCGAUGUAUUAUGCUGUGAGCUGGAGGUGGCACAUCGUUACCUAGAAGGCAAAUAUGAAGCUCUGAAGAUCUUACAGGGGAAGGCCAUCCUUGACAAAGCCACAAGUCACACUAAAAGUCUGCUGCAGAAGAGUGAGGAGACAGCCAAAGCUCUGGAGAAGGAGGUGAACAGCUUGCAGUGGGAGCUUAGCUUCAACCAGGUACAGAUGAAGAAGUCUGAGCAGUCCUGGGAGCAGAAAUACAGCAGAAUUUUGAGCGAGAACAAGACUCUGACUGACAACCUGGAGGAAAGAGAGUGUGAGAUCCAGCAACUCCGAGCAGAGAAUUCUACUCUCAGUCAGCAGUUCUUGGAGCUUUUUUCCAUGUUGAAUGUGAAGCAGCAGAGGACUUACCAAGGAACCAAACCUCAGUACAGCCCAGAGAGAGACACAAGUGUUCUGGAGCUGGCAGUGUUGGGGGCCUGCAGGUGUCUCGGUGUUACUGAAGCAUGUCCAUGUAGUCGGACGGCUGCUGCCACCAGGAAGCAGCUCGUCCAGCUACAACAGGAGCUUGAUGCUCAGCGCUUGAGGAGAGAGGAGGCACUGAUGGUUGCGGAUGCUUUUCGCAUUGCCUUUGAACAGCAGCUGAGGAAACGAAGUGAACACUUUCUCCUGUUGGCUGAGGCCAACAUCCUAAAAUCCCAUCAUUGCAAGCUUGAAAGUGCUAACAGGAGUCCUUUAAUCAGUGUCAGUCAGAAGUUGAGGGGUUUGCUGCCUUCCAGUUUGGAGAUGAAGAUGCCUGAUGAUCUUUUAGAGACUCUCUACAGACUGCUGGACUUGCUGAAUGACAAGGAAGAGGCGCUGGCCCACCAGAGGAAGGUGAGCAUCAUGCUAGCCCACAGUGCUGAGGAGCUACAGAGACAGUUGCAAAUAGAUUCACAUUACCAGCCACCAGAACCAUCAGAGUCCAGGAUCCCAUCAAAGCAACCACAAGAGCCAUCAGAGAACCACAGCCAACUUCAGCAAACAUCUGAUUCAGCAGAGUCCAAGAUUCAACCACUAAUCCUGUCAGAGUCCAACAUUCAAGAUCAGCAACAACUAGACUAGAGUCCCAGCUUCAGUCAGUACAACCACUACAGGAGCUAUCACAGGCCAAAGGCCAGCCUGUGUUUAACCACAACACCCACCAGUCCUGAAUGUAACAAUCAGACCUAUCAGAGUCCUGAUCUACCCACAUGAUCUAUCAUACUAUAUGCCGCAGCCACAGGAGUCAGCACUGAUUGUGAGACACAAACAUUAGAGUUUGAUUUAUGAAGAUGUGGAUACAGGGGUUAAAUUGGGCCAGAGCCCACCAGAGCUGAGUUACGUCUCCUUCAGUAUCACAGCCUUGCCAGCACUCACACAUGACAUGAAACAUCCACUUUAAUGUAGACUUUGACUUUAUUAAACAGCUGUGACCACCACACAACAACAGGAUCGACACAUGUCUCCAAACUGAGAGUGUCUGUGUGCAGUUUACACAUGUGGCACAGCAGCAGCACAACUUCAUUAAGCAUUCAAAUCUUCUGAUGUGCCAUUACAAUCUUACAGUAGCCUUGUAAGCCUAUGCUUUCCUGCACAGCAAUCAGGUCAGCUGUUACACAAGGUUAUACAGUGAAAUAAUUAGGAACAAGGCAGCUGUACUCGGGAGUCCAGCACCAUCGAAGACCUCUAACUUUUACAUUUCAGGUUGAUUUUCUCUCUCUGACUGUUCAGACAACAUAACCAGAUGAAAGAAGAUCUGAGUCGAUAAAAAUGCUCAUAUGCUCAUCUGAGUUGCCUUCAAUCAUUAAUGUGUGUUCAUAGUAAGAAACUUAAUUAGCAGUGAGUGCAUGGCAGCCUGAAAAGGAACACUGCAGACACUACUCAUUACUAGAAAACAAUUCUACAUUCUCUGAAUAUUUAUGGGGUUAAAACAAAAAUUAGUAGCUACUGCAUUAACAAUACAGAAGCUUAAAUAACAAAUCUGUUUUUGUUAUAUUAACAUUAAUAUAGAAAGGAACAAUAACAUAUUCACUGAUGGCAUUUUUUGAACUUCAUUGUCAUUCACAUAAUACAAGCCCAAUUUGAUAAUUAAUGUUUUAUAUGACAUGAUACAGUACUGGCCAGAUGAUGUAUUCUGAGAUAUAACUUGUGCUUUAACAACCAAAAAGGAAUUGUAAAAUGACUAUGACACACUUGUUUUCUGUCUAUUAAGUACAGCAUAUGGGAUAUUAAAUGGUAAAUGGACUGUU